GUGGUUUGCAAGCAUAUGCUUUGUUUCUGAGAGGGUACUGCAAUGUGAUGGUGAACUUUAUGGAUGAGAUUAAUGUUUCACGGAACAGAAUAGUUGUAGGGUCAAGUUUACAGACAUGAUGGACUUGAUCGAGCAUCAGGUUAAGAUUUUCAUGGAUCCUCUCUUUAGAGAUAUUAAAGAUACACAACCACCCAUAUUCCAUUGAGUCAAGUCACUUCUGUACCUUACAGUGGUAGAGGGAAAACUUCAGCUACAGUGGCUAUAGUCAAUGGUUUUCAACCUAAAGUCCAUAUAUCACAGCGCAGUUCUUCAUCUCAAAGAACAUCCUGUUUUGGAAAAAUGUCCUCUGAUUCAGAAAAUGACUCACAGACAAAAGUCUGGAAAAUGAAAACAAAAAGGUGAGACUUUCCUUCAUGCUUGAGAAUUUUAGAGUUGCUCCUUUAAAACAGAAAACCAUACCAAUACUUGAACUUGAAGCUGCUGUUUCAUCAGUCAGAAUUGACAAGAUGCUCAAGAAGGAACUUCAGCUGGAUUUGGACAAGUCAGUGUUUUGGACAGACAGCCAAACUUUAUUGAAAUACAUUGCCAAGAGGUUUCAUACAUUUGUGGCAAACAGAGUGUCAGUCAUCAGGGAUGCAACAGACGUUGUACAAUAGAGCUACAAAAAGGAUUUAAUUGGAACAAAAUUAAAUCCUGCUGAUGAUGCCUUUAGAGGCAUGCCCAUUGAAAACUUCCCAACAGAUGGAUACAAUUAUUGGAAUCUCUCAACAUGAAGCAUUCAAACAGGAAAUUUCUUCCUUGCAAAGUGGAGUAAAAAGGAGUAGUACAUCUACAAGCUUGUAUUGAUUCCUGUAUUGAUGGAUGGUUUACUAAGGGCUGGGACACACUACGAUUUUCAAAUCUUAACCGAUUUGCGAGACCACAGACAUAAUGACAGUUUUAACCAAUUUUUAGCAUUAUAAUACUCUGAACGCACACACAAGAUGAUUCAGCUGGACUGCAAGACCACACACUUGUUGAUUGUAGGAACGAUUUCACAGUGAGACGAGAUCUCACAGAGACUCGCGAGAUCAAAUGUGACUUAAGAAGAAAAACAAAUGGAGGACAAAUGAUUUUGUCAGCUGGCUCUCCUGGAGAGGCCUUAAAAUCUUCAAGUGUGUGGCCAGCCUUAGAGUGGGUGGAAGACUUAGUAGAGCAGCAAUGCCCGAGGAGACAAAAUGCCCUGUUAUCCUGCCAAGGCAACAUCAUAUUUCCAAACUUAUUAUGCAACAUGUUCAUAAACAACUAGGUCAUACGGCGAGAAACGAAACCACAUGUUGUCAACAUUACGAAAAACAUAAUUGGAUUAUUAAUGCAAACUCUGCUUGUAGAAAGGUCAUCUCUGAAUGUGUUGUCAAUGUUUUGAGGCAAAAUUGGAGAGCAAAAAAUAGCUUACCAAAGCAAAGAAUCAUGCCAGAUUUGCCUCCUUUUACCAAUACUGGUGUGGACUACUUUGGACCUAUCGACAUGAAAUGUCACAGUGAUGUGAAAAUAUAUGGAGUUAUGUUUACCUGCAUGACCAGUCGAGCAGUACACCUUAAAGUAUCCUAAUCUCUGGAUACAAAUUCCUGCAUAAAUUGCAUUCACCAUUUCAUGUGUCGUGGGCAAGUAUUGCAUUUAAGAUAUGAUAAAGGCAUACAUUUUAUUGGAGCAGAGAGAGAGCUUAAGAAUGCUUUGAAGACAUUGGAUCAUGAUAAAAUUCAGCAUACUUUCCUACUAGAAAGAAUAAAAUGGACCUUUAAUCCCCCUUCUGGAAGCUCUCCCAAUCAUAUUUAGCAGUUAAGAUCAAAACCAUUUCUUCAACCAGGACUUUUUCAAAAAAACGAUUUGUAUACCAGACAUAGAUGGAGACAAGUCCAAUAUCUGUCUGAUCUUAUUUGGAAAAGGUGGAUAAGGGAGUAUCUUUCAUUGCUUCAGGAAUGACAAAAAUUGUCACAUAGAAACUUUGCUGUUGUUGAUAUAGUGGUCAUCAGGGAUCCAGCUGAUCCACGUGGUUCCUGGUCAUUAGCAAAAUCACUCGUGAUCACUAACAUAUCCUGACAAAAGUGGAUUUGUUCAGUCUGUACGGUUGAAGACAAAAACAGGAUUACUGGAUAGACAUGUUUCUAAAAUCUGCCUGUUGUUUGAAGAUAAAAAGGACUGAUCUUCAAAGAAGAAAAUGCACAUACACCCUUUUUGGCUUCUUUGCAUAAUUUAUACUUUGAGAUAAUUGUAGUUACAUACCAACAAUUAUGGAGCCAGUUUGUAGGAGCCAGUGUUAAUGUAAAUGUAUUUCGGGCUGUCACCAGGUGGGGGCAGUAUGUGCACAGAGGGAUUUUAAAUGGGUGUUUCUUACACGAAGAGUUAGAAGGCUUGGUGGAGGGAACGCAUACAGUUUUUAGCCACAAACACACUCAAAGCCACAAGUUGGAUGUCCACCAUCACCAUCAAAGUAUUCUUGUUUACAGUUAAAAUGUCAAUGAGAAUAGAAGAAGUUUUUGAUACCAGUCUGAAUGAUCCCAAUAAUGAGAAGUACCAACGCUAUGCUAAAGAAAUUCAGUCAGUGAUUGACGACAAAUACCAAACUGUGUCAACCUUCAUAAAAGGUUCAGUAAAAGUCACUCGCUUCAGGCCUGGUAGCAUUAUAGCAGACUAUGAAAUCAAGACAACAACCGACAGCCCCAGCAACUCUGAAUUAUUAGAAGCAAACAAUAAGGUUGCCGACACUCUCAGAACCAUGGGAUUUACUGUACCUGAGAAUGCUUUUGCUCAAAGUGAAAAUGAGACCCUUUCUACUGCAACAAAAUUCUAUCCUCUGCAAGAUAUGGCACUCAAAUGUAAAAUCCCAGAUUCUGUUGUUAGUGAAAUGAGUUGGACAGUGAAUGACAAAGUUAUACAAGAGAACCAAAAAUACUCCUUUUCACAAGGUGGUACAGUUCUCAAUGUGAAAAGCAUCACUGAGGAAGACAAAGGUAGAUACGCAUGUAAAAAAGCAAGGACAAUACCUUACAUUCAGUGGCAAGAUAUAGUUAUUGAACCACUUCCCAAUAUCAUAGUGGGUAAAAAUGAAAGACAGUUUCAGUGCAUCGAUCAGACCGUGGAACUGACAUGCUGUGAAACAAAAUAUGGUGUUGACUGGACCCCGAUUCCUUCUGGUGAUGAAGUGACACUUCCAGACAAGGGAUGCAUCACACUAAAGCAUAAAAUCAGGAGUGCAGAUUGUAGUCGUGAAACCUUUACAUGCCAACUCAAGAUCUCAGACCUGCAAGGCUUGUCUUAUGGCCAGAGGACAGUCAUUAUUAAUAAAGUCAAUCAAGUACUGCCCUGUAAAAAUGAAACGCUUGGAGAUGGAAAAGAGGGUGAAGUUUUGACAGGACCCUGUGAAAAAGGCAAGGAAGGCACCAUAAAUUAUCAGUGUACAUCAGGUUCAUGGAGAGAAACGAGCAGGAACUGUAUACUUCAAGUUAUCAAAGACAUUCAAAAGCAAGUUGAGGUCUUGGUUGCAGAGGACGUCCCGGUGGUUGUGGCUCAGCUCAGUACUGCUACAGCGGAAAAUACACUAAAGAUAACACAGUGUCCUGUGACUGUCCAAACAAUUGUUGAGAUACUUGUAAAAAUCGCUGAUACAGCACAAACCAUUAUCAUCAAUGAGCCUGUGAUGAAGAAUUUCCUUCAAACUGUGGAUAUCCUUGUUUCUGACUUUGCUAUUAACUCAUGGAACAAUUUGAACAAUGACAACAGGACAGAUAACACCAGAACUGACCUUCUGAGGGCUAUUGAGAGUAUAAGUGACCGUCUCACAGAAGGCAAUUUUACGAUUAAUGAAAAAUCUAUUGAGUUGAAUAGAACUGUAGCAGACAGAUAUAGUGGAAUAUCAAACCUGCCAAACUCAAACACUGAGAUCCUGAUACCACAGAUUUCUAAACCUACACCCAUAACCAUCAUAGUCUUCACAACUCUUGACAAUGUCCUACCUACGCGUAAUACUAGAAAUAAAAAUUACUUUGAUAAUACAGAUGUGCGGAUCAAUGGAGAUGUGGUUGUUGUUAAGGUGACCCAAACAAUUAAUAACAUUUAUUUUGCGUUUGACAUUACUGAUCAGUCUUUGGGAAAUCCUCAGUGUGUCUUUUGGAACUUCAUUCUUGACGCAUGGGAUUCCACUGGAUGUGAAGCAAAGCCCUAUAUCAGUAAAGGGAACGAAACUGGCAAGAUUACAUGUGAAUGCAACCACACAACCUCUUUUUCAAUCCUAAUGUCACCGUUUUCCAUUAAAAACAUAGCCUUAGCCUAUAUAACUUACAUUGGUGUAGCUAUUUCAAUGGCCAGCUUGAUUUUGUGCCUCAUUAUUGAGAUUAUUGUGUGGAAGUCAAGGACAAGAAAUGACACAUCCUACGUGCAACAUGUGACCAUAGUCAACAUUGCCGUGUCCCUGCUGAUCGCAAACAUCUGUUUCAUCAUUGGAGCCGCAAUUGCAGAUCAAGAGCAGCCAACCUCAGUGGGUCGCUGCAGUCCAGUGGUUUUCUUCAUGCACGUUUUCUACCUGGCUCUUUUCUUCUGGAUGUUAAUCUCAGCUCUGUUGCUCUUUUACCGUACAGUCAUGGUCUGGUCCCAAAUGUCAAGGGCCAAAAUGAUGGCCAUUGCCUUCAUAGUCGGUUAUGGUGCACCUUUGCUCAUAGCGGUCAUUACUGUUGCUUCGACAGCUGGACCUCAAAAUUAUGUCACGAAACAAGAUGCUUGCUGGCUGAACUGGUUGGAAUCUAAGGCCCUGCUGGCAUUUGUGAUUCCAGCUCUCACUAUUGUAGCCAUAAACCUUGUAGUUUUGAUUGUGGUUCUGUAUAAGAUGUUGAGGAGAGGAGUUUGUGCCACAACUCAGCCAGAUGAGAAACAUGCCCUGCUGGUCAUUGCUCGAUGUGUGGCCAUUUUGACUCCCAUUUUUGGUCUAACAUGGGGAUUUGGAAUUGGAACCGUGGUGUCACGUGACCUUGGUGUUCAUGUGGUGUUUGCACUCCUCAAUUCACUGCAGGGAUUCUUUACUUUGGUGUUUGGAACGCUUUUAGACAGCAAGAGUACUAGUGCAGGACCAUCAUCUUCAAGUGGACUGGAUUUCUUUAAUCAAAGGAUGUGCAGGAAAAAUGUGAACAACUUAUCUAGAGCCAGCUUUUUCUCAACUACAUCUUCAAACUGCUCCAGUGGCUCAGAUACUUUUAUGAAUGCAUAAUCAACUAUUAACUAUAGUCUUUAUUAACCAUGAAACAGCUUUUGCAAAAGUGUUUUCUACACUGCAAGUAUAUGUAAACUGCACUGAAGAAAUGUACAGAUUUGAUAUUUAAUUAAAGAAACAUUUUUAUGAUAAUAAUGGUGUAAUCGGAUGGGUCUAGCCUCUAGAGAUUUGCUGUCCAGUUGGUGUCAUUACAUUUAUUAUGGUGUUCUAUUCUGUCUUAUUUAAAAAAAAAAAAAAAAAAAAAAACAUAAUAAAAUUUUACUGCUUCACCAAUAAUGAAAU
This is a messenger RNA of Ctenopharyngodon idella (grass carp), 5521 nucleotides long. RefSeq names its product adhesion G protein-coupled receptor F5-like. The coding region runs from base 2450 to 5236 and encodes 928 amino acids. Gene Ontology annotation, biological process: cell surface receptor signaling pathway; G protein-coupled receptor signaling pathway. Gene Ontology annotation, cellular component: membrane. The transcript has 13 exons. Gene Ontology annotation, molecular function: G protein-coupled receptor activity. The record is from RefSeq and is a predicted model, not a curated record. NCBI's taxonomy places the organism in Eukaryota, Metazoa, Chordata, Actinopteri, Cypriniformes, Xenocyprididae.